CUGGAAACUAUGUUGAGCCUGCAAACAACCUUCUAGAAAAGUAUCAUCAAUUAGGCUGCAACAAAAUCUACUCUCGAGUCUCUCAUCUGGACUUCUUCCCUGACAACUGCAGUGCAGUGAGUGAUGAGCACGAUCAUUUCUUAAUAUGACCCUGGAGAGACAUCGGAAGAGCCACUGAGGGGACUCCAGGUCAUGCCCUAUCUGGCUAACACAGCUAAUCUUCAGCUGGCUGGAUUUGCUAUUGUGACCAUGGGCUGGGUUUUAGGUUGUAUUUCAACUGGACUUGUGCAAUGGAGAGUGUGGCACGUGGAAAAUACCACUAUCAUUACCUCUGGCAUUGCUUGGAUAGGCAUCUGGAGAGCUUGCUUCUUUAGUCAAACCCUAGUAUCCACAAACCUACGGACAAUGUACUGUCACGAAUUCAGUGCAAUGGAUUCUUUUCUACCAUAUGAGAUAUUUUUUGCUCAAGGUCUAAUGGUGACAGCUAUCAUUCUUGGGGCGGCAGGAAAAGCUUUGUGUAUGUUUGCGCUGAAAAACGUAUAUCAAAAUUCAUCUAAUUUAUCAUUGACGACGCGUUGUUUCACCAUUGGGGGAAUUUUAGACUUGAUUGCUGGCCUAUGCAUUAUAAUUCCAGUGGCUUGGAAUUUACAUUCAGUUGUAAACAAUUUCAGCAUCUCCUUCCCAAGCACAUACUACAUGCCAACUAAACCAGAAAAACAAGAAAUUGGAGCGGCACUUCCAGUUGGUAUUGUAGCUGCAAUUCUAUUUUUCAUAAGUGGAUGCUGUUUACUUUGUUAUAAGUUGCCACGGGGUCCUGACUCAAAAAUAUUUCCAUACCCCUCAGAGGAUUCCCUUUUCUCUGACCGAUGGAGUGUAGUUUCAUAUGAUCGAUCAAGCGCAAUAAGCAAUGCAUUUACAAAACCUUCAGCACAUCCAAUAAUUAACUGUGAUGGAAUUAAAAAUGAAGCCUUUGAACUAGAUGAAAGACUAUAG
Messenger RNA from Bombina bombina (fire-bellied toad), 993 nucleotides. RefSeq names its product claudin 34 (gene CLDN34). Gene Ontology annotation, cellular component: plasma membrane; bicellular tight junction. The coding region runs from base 193 to 993 and encodes 266 amino acids. The record is from RefSeq and is a predicted model, not a curated record. Gene Ontology annotation, molecular function: structural molecule activity. Gene Ontology annotation, biological process: bicellular tight junction assembly; cell adhesion. The transcript is spliced from 2 exons. Lineage: Eukaryota; Metazoa; Chordata; Amphibia; Anura; Bombinatoridae.